ACAGCCGUUUCUCUACCUCUCUCUCUCUCUGUCCAUAAAAUACACACAAAAUCUCUCUUCAGAGGCUCUAGUUUCUUCCCCCUUCUUUUCCCCUCUCUUGUGUAAUGUAAACGUGACCAAGAGAAAAAACUUCGGUUCUAAAAUAUUGUUUGUACUUGAACAUCAAAAGCUGUUUAAAGAAUGGCUUUGUGUAGCAAGUUUUUAGCUUUGUUUCUUAUCCACACUUGCUUGCUUUUGGGCUUGUGUUCAGCUGCAGAUCCUUUUGUUAGCUAUGACUUUGAAGUCUCUUACAUCACUGCUUCUCCUCUUGGCGUGCCUCAACAGGUUAUUGCUAUAAAUGGGAAGUUUCCUGGUCCUACUAUCAAUGUGACCACUAACAACAAUGUUGCUAUCAAUGUUCGGAACAAACUGGAUGAUAAUCUCCUUAUCCACUGGUCUGGAAUUCAACAAAGGAGAAGUUCAUGGCAAGAUGGGCUUCCUGGUACUAACUGUCCAAUUCCUCCGAAGUGGAACUGGACUUACCAGUUUCAAGUUAAAGAUCAGGUAGGGAGUUUCUUUUACUUCCCUUCUCUCCAUAUGCAGAGAGCUUCUGGUGGAUUUGGCAGCUUUAUCAUAAACAACCGGGCUAUUAUUCCAAUUCCUUUUGAUACUCCUCAUGGGGACAUUGUCAUUUUGAUUGGUGAUUGGUACAAAAGGAACCACACGGCUUUGAGGAAGGCUCUUGAUGCUGGGAAAGAUCUAGGGAUGCCAGAUGGAGUUCUUAUUAAUGGCAAAGGUCCUUACCAAUAUAACGCUACACUUGUCCCUGAUGGCAUUGACUACGAAACCAUUGAGGUUCAACCAGGAAAAACCUAUCGCAUCCGUGUGCACAAUGUUGGAACUUCAACUAGUUUGAAUUUCAGGAUCCAGAACCACAAUCUGCUCUUAGCUGAGUCAGAGGGAUCUUAUACAGUGCAACAAAAUUAUACCAGUUUAGAUAUACAUGUAGGACAAUCUUAUUCAUUUUUGGUGACCAUGGAUCAGAACGCAAGUACUGAUUACUACAUUGUAGCUAGCGCAAGGUUUGUGAAUGAAUCGCAGUGGAAAAGGGUUACUGGUGUUGGAAUCUUGCAUUACACAAAUUCCAAGGGGAAGGCAAAGGGUCCCCUUCCAGAUGCACCCAAUGAUGAGUUUGACAAAACCUUCUCAAUGAACCAAGCAAGAUCCAUCAGAUGGAAUGUUUCUGCGAGUGGUGCACGUCCCAACCCACAAGGCUCAUUCAGAUACGGCUCAAUCAAUGUGACCGAUGUUUACGUAUUGAAAAAUAAGCCACUAGUAACAAUCAAUGGGAAAAGACGAGCGACUCUCAGUGGGAUAUCAUUUGUCAAUCCUGCUACUCCAAUCAGGCUUGCAGACCAGUUCAAAGUGAAGGGGGUGUAUAAGCUUGAUUUCCCCAACAAGCCCUUAACAGGAUCAUCUAAAAUGGAAACAUCAGUGAUCAAUGGAACAUACAGGGGAUUUAUGGAAGUCAUUCUGCAGAACAAUGACACCAAGAUGCAGAGCUAUCACCUAAGUGGAUAUGCAGUUUUUGUUGUGGGGAUGGAUUAUGGUGAAUGGACAGAUAACAGCAGGGGAACAUAUAAUAAGUGGGAUGGCAUUGCACGCUCCACUGUCCAGGUUUAUCCUGGAGCAUGGACAGCAAUUUUGGUAUCGCUUGACAAUGUUGGAGUCUGGAACCUCAGAACUGAAAACCUUGACUCCUGGUAUCUUGGCCAGGAAACGUAUGUCAGAAUUGUCAAUCCAGAGGAAACUAACAAAACCGAGUUGCCUAUUCCAGACAAUGCCCUCUUUUGUGGUGCACUUGGCAAAUUCCAGAAGCCAGAAGAUAUUUCUUUCGCCGUAUCAAUCACAGGUAACGGAUCAAAGCUGUUCUUCACCCUGCUGAUGGCCGUCUGUGCUUUGAUGUCCGUUUUUGGCUGAUGUUUCCCUUGUGACAUCUUGCCAUCCACCAUUGCUUGUUCGAGCCUCUUGUUAGUGCGAUUUGUGGUUGUGACUUGUGAGUGCGCUUUAGUUGUGUAGUCCUGUCGAUAAGAAUCUUCGGUGAUUUUGACAUGUAUUUUGGUCUCCUCCCUGGGUUUCUUUGUUUAAUUUAUUGGGAUUAUCAUUCUUUUAAUACCUGUAAUUGAUGCGUUGAUGGAAUUCAUCAAAUCUUCAAUACAGUAACAUUCGACUAAUGUAGUUUUGCUUUCCUCAAUUGAAGCAAGUAAUCUUUCGUUUUCA
This is a messenger RNA of Populus trichocarpa (black cottonwood), 2259 nucleotides long. RefSeq names its product monocopper oxidase-like protein SKU5. The record is from RefSeq and is a predicted model, not a curated record. Gene Ontology annotation, molecular function: oxidoreductase activity; copper ion binding. Gene Ontology annotation, cellular component: plasma membrane. The transcript has 9 exons. NCBI's taxonomy places the organism in Eukaryota, Viridiplantae, Streptophyta, Magnoliopsida, Malpighiales, Salicaceae. Bases 181 to 1959 code for a protein of 592 amino acids.